UUAGGCGUGAUUUUAGUGGUUGCGUAACGGUCGCGCGUUAAGAAGAAUCAAAUUUUAUGGAAAAUUUACGGAUUUCUGUUUAUGAGGCGGCAUCAGUUAUCAGUAUUGAUUCUGGCAUUUACGAAUUGAAAACGAAAAGAAUAGUUGCAUUACGAGUCCGAUCUCCGCACUUUGUGCAAUCUGGACAACGAGUGAUACAGCGAAACGAGAUUUAAGGAACAAAUUAAGAUGAGCUUUCUUACGAUGCUUACGAUGGCGGAUCUCAAGGAGAAAUUAAAGGAAAAGAAUUUGCCAACAAUCGGGUCGAAGUUCGAGCUGAUCACACGGCUGCUGGAAGCAGGAGUUCCGCUAGAAGAGUUGUCUGGUUGUGUUUCAAGUGAGGCACGAGAAACGCCGUCUUAUAAAGAAUUUCUGCAGGGAGCAAAUGCGCAGUUGACGGUAUCCGCCCGCGAGAUCGAACUGCUGCAGAGGGAAAAAGAUUUGGCUGUACGUGAAGUAGAGCUGUUGAGAAGAGAAUUAGAACUCUUGCGAGCGACGCAUCGUACGGACGAAACCUUGUCUGCCCGAGCCAGCACGAAAAAGUGGCGAGAUCUCAAGAACCUAGUUGGCGAAUAUAAUGGAAACAACCGUGAUUUUGACCUGUGGGAGAAGCAGACAAGAAAAUUACUCUCUGCGUACGAUCUGAAUGAUCAUGAAGCUAAGGCGUUGGUAUGCAACAGACUGACCGGCAAAGCUCUGAAGUGGUAUCAUUCGAGAGUCGAUUGUGUGGAAUUAAGUUGCGACCAACUUCUACGCGAACUCAAGAAAAUUUAUGGACAGCGACCAGAUCAGCUUACUUUACGACGCCAACUGGAAGCAAGAGUGUGGAAAACUGGCGAGACUUUCGCAGAUUAUUUACACGACAAGGUGAUGCUUGCAAAUCGAGUGCCGGUCGAAUCUGAAACUGAAAUUAUCAGCUACAUUGUCGAGGGUAUCCCGAAUCAAGAGUUGCGCACACAGGCAAAAGUGCAGCGCUAUCAUUCGAUAGACGCAAUGUUGACCGCGUUUGCAAACGUCCCGGCGCCUAAAGGACCUCAGCGUAAGCCGUUUUCUCAACCUCGUGGAAACCAGACCUCGGGAAGCAGCAAGCAGGAAUCGGAGCAGCGACAGUCUAAAGAAGCAGACUCACGAAAGUGCUACAAUUGCAAUGAACACGGACAUUUUGCAGCAGAGUGCAAGAAGGAGAAGAGGGAGCGAGGAUCUUGUUUCACGUGCGGAAAAUUUGGACACCGAGCGAAUCAGUGCAACACCUCAACGGAAAGCAUCAACUUGAUAACCCAAGGGCAACGAGAAGACGAAGAUUUUCAGCGAAAAGUAGAAUUACAGAUGUGGAAUAUAUGCUGUGGGCGUCCCCCGUGCGAGUGGGAGCAGUUGAUGGUCGCAGAAAUUGGGCGAACUGUGAGCAAACAUCUAUCGUCGGAGUGCGGUAAAUGCGGUAAAGCAACGUCGCUGUCGAGUCCCGGUAGCGACGUGGAUUUCGAUAGCGGUCGUGGGUUGGAAACGGUGGAUCAGCAGCAACAGCAGCAAUCGUCACAUUCGCAAGAGAAGUGGGCCUGCGACCUGACCACGCAGAGUAGAAAAGCACUCGCUAAAACGACGACAACAACAACAACAACUACUACUACUACUGUUACUACGACUCCGCCUAAAGAGCCGUCUACAAUGGGACAACAGACACCGAUUAACGCGGAUAAGGUAACCUCGACGGCGGCCGUCACCGAGGUACCCGGCGUCAUCAAGACGACCAUCAAUAGCGGCUUAGCGAUGAACGAUGUCAACGAUCAGGAAAACCUCAAGAUAGACAGCCCCGCGCCAAUUCUGGUUGACGAAGUCGAGGAAAUGAGUACUCAAGAGGAAACCCCAAAUGAUGGUGGAGGAGACGGAACUGACAACCGUCCUAUAAAUGGUGAACAAGAAUUAGUGUGUACAGUACAGGACCAAGAAAUGGAGGAAGACGAGGCCAGGUCAGAAGCUACUUUUCGUUAUACUGUCGAGAAUGUAUCCAAGAUGAAGGAUUCACAGUUCUCGCCUGCGUGUUACGUUCGCAACUUACCAUGGAAAAUAUUGGUGAUGCCUCGUACGAGUCAGACACAGGAAAGACAACCUCAGAGGUCGCUUGGAUUCUUCCUUCAGUGUAAUGGGGAAAGUAAAUCUACAUCGUGGAGUUGCUACGCCGUUGCCGAACUACGUCUACUGUCGUGGAAAAAAAUGCAAGAACCAUUUAUCAGAAAAAUUGAACAUCUUUUCUAUAGUGAAGAGAAUGACUGGGGAUUCAGUCAUUUUAUGACAUGGCAAGACGUUCUGGAUCCCAAAAGGGGUUAUAUAAAAGAUGAUUCGAUCACACUUGAGGUUCAUGUAGUAGCUGAUGCACCUUGCCCACGAGCUCCAUGAGACAUUGACCGGAUUCCAUUAAAAGCGCGCCAAUACAUCACAAAGCCACGCUCAACGUUGCACGAUGCUUUGUCCAAAAAGAAAGAUCGUUACUUCUGUAACACGACGGGAGCGUCUAUGGACAGUUUGGCGAAACAAUCCCUACUUGCAAAAGCACAAAGCACAACUCUUUGUUUUGUUUUAUGCAAUAAAAAACAAAAAAAAACAGACACAGAACAGAAAAUUGAAUUUUUAUUGUGUAUUUACCGAACAAAGUGCCAUAUUCUCGAUUGUUUACGUGUACUCGAUUUAUGUGUAUUCAACCAUGUGCUUAUAUGUUUAAAUAAAAAGUUAAACGUC
This is a messenger RNA of Pseudomyrmex gracilis, 2769 nucleotides long. RefSeq lists its product as uncharacterized. Gene Ontology annotation, molecular function: zinc ion binding; nucleic acid binding; protein binding. Lineage: Eukaryota; Metazoa; Arthropoda; Insecta; Hymenoptera; Formicidae. The record is from RefSeq and is a predicted model, not a curated record. The transcript is spliced from 7 exons. The coding region runs from base 229 to 2430 and encodes 733 amino acids.